AAUAGGCUGUGUGCGCGGAGUGUCGUUUAGUCUCUUAGUCUUCAGACGAGUGCUUCUGUAGCUAUGGCGACUGGCAGGCUGUACGAUCUGAUUAUCUUCGGCGCCACCGGUUUUACCGGCCAGUAUGUGGUAGAGGAGCUGGCUCGGGUGGUGUCCGAGACAAAUAGCCCGCGGCAGCUCACCUGGACCGUGGCCGGUAGGAACCGCACUAAGCUGGAGGAAGUAUUGGGACGGGCGGCCAGCGCUCUUGGAAUACCAGAGCUGAAGUCUAAAGAAUGUAUAAUCUGUGAUAUGAAUGAUCCACUCUCACUUGCUGCAAUGUGCCAGCAGGGAUCAGUGAUCAUCAACUGCGUGGGACCAUACAGACUUUUCGGUGAGCCAGUGGUGAAGGCCUGUGUUGAAAAUGGAACUCACUAUGUUGAUAUUAGUGGUGAACCUCAGUUUUUGGAAGGCAUGCAACUAAAAUAUGACCAUCAAGCUGCUGAAAAAGGAGUAUAUAUAGUUGGAAGCUGUGGUUUUGAUUCCAUCCCAGCAGAUAUGGGCAUAUUGUUUACCAGGAACCAAUUGAAAGGUACUCUAACUGCAGUUGAAAGCUUCGUAUUAAUAAAAUCAGGACCUGAGGGUGCCAGUUUUCAUGAAGGAACUUGGCAAUCGGCAGUCCAUGGACUGUCUGAUCAGGAUAAUCUGAGAAAACUGAGGAGACAGUUUGGACAUAAACCCCUUCCAGUUGUGGGGACCAAGCUAACACGGAGAGGAUCACUAUUUUAUAGUGAUGCAUUGAAUCAAUAUGCAAUCCCAUUCAUGGGAUCUGAUGCUUCUGUAGUUAAACGCACCCAACGUUAUCUGCAUGAGAACUUGAAAGAAAGCCCUGUCCAAUAUGGUGCUUACGCUGCUAUAGGUGGAAUUCGAUCAGUCAUACUUCUCAUGGUAGCUGGUUUCGUUUUCUGGUGUUUCUCAAAGUGUAAAUUGGGAAGAAAUCUUCUAAUCAAAUAUCCAGAGUUUUUCUCGUUUGGAUAUUUUACAAGACAAGGACCAACCAAAAAACAGAUAGAAGGCACCUCUUUCAGCUUCACCUUCUUUGGUGAAGGGUAUCCAGAAGGUGUAGAUCCACAGCAAGGCAAACCUUCAGUAAAAAUCUGCACUCAAGUGAGAGGGCCAGAACCUGCUUAUGUUGCGACAUCAAUAGCUAUGGUACAGGCAGCUGUUACCAUACUUUGGGAACACAAGUUUCUGCCCAAUCGGGGUGGGGUGUACUCACCUGGAGCAGCGUUCUCGAAGACCACUCUGAUUGAAAGACUGAACAAAAAUGGCAUUGAGUUCAGUGUCAUCAGCAAGCCUGAAGCAUAAGUGCUUCCACACGAUUUGAGUCCUCGGAGUGUGGUGGUUCAUUGUCCUGCUAUUUACUACAUUGACAAGAUUUGUACUUGAUAAUUAACAGCUUUUUUGCAGCAAUUAGCUCAUGUAAUAUAAUGAACAAGAAUGCGAAAUAGUUUGAGACUUGCUUUUGAGGACACAGUGUUCUGAUGGUAAUUAAACUUGUUGAAUGUAA
Hemiscyllium ocellatum (epaulette shark) is the source of this 1549-nucleotide messenger RNA. RefSeq names its product saccharopine dehydrogenase a, tandem duplicate 1 (gene sccpdha.1). The coding region runs from base 64 to 1347 and encodes 427 amino acids. Gene Ontology annotation, cellular component: plasma membrane; lipid droplet; mitochondrion. Gene Ontology annotation, biological process: glycolipid biosynthetic process. The transcript has 12 exons. Lineage: Eukaryota; Metazoa; Chordata; Chondrichthyes; Orectolobiformes; Hemiscylliidae. The record is from RefSeq and is a predicted model, not a curated record.